Messenger RNA from Ooceraea biroi (clonal raider ant), 2105 nucleotides. RefSeq names its product sodium channel protein Nach. Gene Ontology annotation, cellular component: plasma membrane. Gene Ontology annotation, biological process: sodium ion transmembrane transport. The record is from RefSeq and is a predicted model, not a curated record. NCBI's taxonomy places the organism in Eukaryota, Metazoa, Arthropoda, Insecta, Hymenoptera, Formicidae. Gene Ontology annotation, molecular function: ligand-gated sodium channel activity.
UAAUAAUAGCCACGUUAUUUAUGCUACUCUCGAAUAAUGUCGGCGGCGCUCAAUAUAUUUCACACUCGCUAAAUACAUUCAUAUCGUUUUAUCUCUGAUAGUGAUCAAUAGCGGGUACAUUAUAAUUUUCUUGCCGCGAGAUGUAUAUAAAUGUGAAGUGUUACAAUUUGAAAGAGCACGAUUACAACCGGCACGAGAAUCUGUAAUGUACGCAUUAGUUGACAUUUUCGUGGUUUAAUAAUUAAGUACGCAGAUAAAAUCGCGACUACGGGAAAGCUGGAAUUAUCGCACAUUCGAUCAAGAGGAGGGCGACUGAAUUUUUUAUGUCACGUCGCAUGUAGUGUUGCACUAUGCUUUCACUGUUUACUCCGUCCGAUAAUACGGCAGUGUACGCGCUAAUGUGCCCAUGAGAAGGCACGUUCUACCCUUUUCUUCAUAGUUCAUAGUUCAAUUAACAAUCCUGACUCGCUGUAAUGUGCAAGAUUUGUCCAUAACAAUUGAUUAGCUAGAUUAGACAUGAAACAAGUCAAGAUACAAACUCGUAAGAAACCGCGAGCUACAUGGUGGGAUAUCCUGAAAAAGGAAACCUUCGACUUCUGUCGUGAGACCGGAUUACAUGGCUACAAAUACAUCAGCCAGACUCAACGUUCUAAACCAGAGCGGAUCGUUUGGGCGAUAAUAGUGCUCACUUCUUUCUGCUGCGCUCUCGCUUUGAUAAAUAUGUCCUGGGAUGAUUACGCCAGCCGUCCCACCCUGACGGUCAUCGAGUCGACUCAUCAUGGAAUAUGGCAUUAUCCAUUUCCCGCAAUAACGAUAUGCAACUUUAAUCGCGUAUCUUAUAAUUUGACUAAGGAAUUUGUCAAUAAACUGAAAAUACCAACGAACAUUUCGAAGGAAUAUUUAAUUCAAGAGAUGCGGCUGACGAUCGAGUUGAUACUACCGGGAGUAUUCGGAUACGACGUUCAGAAAAAUCUUACUCGUCUGCAGAAUAUUAUAGAUGAUAACGAUCUAUCCAUUUUGGAUGUGAUAAGUUCGAUAACGCGAAACUGCAGUACUCUAUUAAUAAUGUGCAAGUGGAAGGGCCUGGUCGUGUCGUGUGACAAGCAUUUCAAGCAAAGUUUAGCUCGAGAGGGCUUUUGCUGCAGUUUCAACUAUUAUACUUCUUCAGACGCGGUGACAUCAGACAAUGUGCAAAAAUCUGCUGCUUGCGGGUCUGAGACCGGUAUGAGUGUUAUUAUAAAUCCCGAACCUAAUGAUUACCACGCUACAUACGUUGGAACAACUGGAGUGAAGACCAUGGUACAUUACUCAUACGAUUAUCCGAAUUUUAAUGCGCAAAGUCAAAUAAUACGACUAAAUAGCGAACAUUUUCUGAGCAUCAACCCCGCGCUGAUGUAUUCAAAAGAAGAAGUGAGAGACUUGGCGAUUUCUACACGGAACUGCAUAUUCGACGAUGAAGCUAAUGGAGUGUUAUAUGCUGAUGACGAAACGAGAAACUUGACUUUCGCAAAGUACACGUAUCACAAUUGUCUUGCAGAAUGUCGAGCUAGUAUCGUAAAAGCAAAAUGCGGUUGCAUUCCUUAUUACUUUCCUCAAAACAGUACUAGAGUGUGUAAUUUCAAGGAUGUCAAAUGCUUAAAAAAAUAUGAGUCGUACUUUGAUAGUUCAUGGCCAGAUAUGGAACAAAAUUACAGAGAUCUAAUAAAAUUACAAACUCCAAAUGAUAUCGAAAAGUAUCCUUGCGGAUGUAUGCCGGAUUGCACUCUAUAUGUCUAUCCUAUAGAAAGUUCUUUCGGGACUCUUGAUUCUAAUGUUUACUAUAAUAAGGGCAAUUUUUUAAGGGAUUCUCGUACUGGCAAUAGUAUAGAGAAUCAUAGUAUAAUACAUGUAUUCUUCAAUGAUUUAGUCGGCUUCCAAUACCGACAAUCAGUUAAUUAUAAUUGGCGAAACUUAUUCGCAUCCUUUGGUGGUUUACUGGGAUUGUUAGUCGGUUUUAGCCUCAUAUCCAUUUUCGAAAUUUUAUAUUUUUUCGUGAUACGCUUUAUAAUAGAUGUAUAUGUCAAUUCAAGAAAAUAAAACAACGUACAAUAACGUAUUUAAUACUG